GUGCAAUCACGACGGGCGCACAGUGAUUGGCCAGUUUGGAACUGAAGCAGAAAUUUGAAAUUAUUUAACAGCGGAGAGAGGCGGAGGAAGGAACAGAAGCAGGCCUCCAGUUUGAGGUAUCUGCUCUGCUCUGUUGGAAGAGGAUCUGCUCCAGCAGAGGAGGAGUUGGUGCCAUUUUUUAAAAUGGCUGACGAUAAAUAUUCUUUUGACGUCCCUGAUCGUAUCAACUUUGAAGACGAUAAUGAUGGUGUUGAUGCUUGGUUUGAUCAUGUGAGACCACAACUGUUCACUCCCAAGGGAGCAUUCGCACAGAGAACGUCAGCAGAAAGGGCGAUGCUCCCGCACGCCAUCAUCACGCCGAUCAUGGAAGCCAACGAUAAACUCCCAGACAACUCGACAUCUGCAGCCAAUGAGACAUCUCCAGCUAAUGAGGCAUCUGCCGCCAAUGAGACAUCUGCAGCCAAUGAGGCAACCAUGGCAGCUUCUGGCCGGACCUCAAAAAGAGCGGCAAGGCGGAUCUCGGCUCAUCGGAGGAGUGCGCAAAGAAGAAUAAUGGCCAAAAGUCAGGCGGACAAACGUGCUGCCACCUUGGCCAGCAAGCAGGAGCCACCUCCGCAGAAGAAACAAAGAAUAUCCGCUCAGAGGGUGAAUCUGGGGGAAACACCCUUGGCCAAACAUCCAGUCACACCUGCAACACCAAAAAGGAGGAAUCCCUCUGCCAAGGGGAAGACGACCGAGGAGAUGGAAGUCCAGAAGAUGCACCAACUGCAGCAAGAGGUGGCUGAGCUGCGCCGGAGGAAUGAGGAGUCUCUUCGAGUAGCCAUUGCUGGCCCAGGACAACCUAUGAAAGUGGCAACCAACAGAUCAGUAACAAAGCCAGUAGACUUUCAUUUCUCCACGGAUGGCAGGAUUAAGCAGCAUGGGGAGCCUGGCGCAGAAUACAAGGAGGUAGACUUCGUGGCGGCCCUAAGGAGACACCCACCAUCUCCGGCCCGAUUGCCAAAGGGACCCACAAUCCCAAAACCAUUCAAUCUGUCCCAGGGCAACAAAAGAAAAUUUGACGAAACCCACGAAGAAUACGUGUCUUUGGCUCAGCAAGUCCAAAACUUCCAGAAAGUCACUCCCCAGCGUUACCACCUGCGGAGCAGGAAAGACAACGAAGGCACAAACAGACCUUUAAAGCCCAAGUUGACCAUGGCGAAAACUCCCCGCCUCGAAACGAAGGCGCGUUCCAGGCCUGCCACCUGCAAGAGCUCUGCUGAGCUGGAGGCAGAAGAAAUUGCCCGGCUGCAGCAGUACAGGUUCAAAGCCCAGGAGCUCAACCACCGGAUCUUGGAAGGUGCUCCUCUGUUGCCCAAGAAGCCGCCAACCAAAGAACCCACCAAACCCAUUGGCUUCAACUUGGAGAUAGAGAAGCGCAUCCAGGACCGUGAGAACAAAAAACCACAGGAGGAGGAGGAGCACUACGAGUUCCAUUCGAGGCCGUGCCCUGUUAAGAUCCUAGAGGAUGUGGUGGGCGUUCCAGAGAAAAAACCGGUUCCCCUCACAGUUCCUAAGUCUCCAGCUUUUGCCUUGAAGCAUAGAGUUAACACCUUGGCGAGAGAAGAGAAAGAGAAGGAAGAAGAGGUGGUUCCCGUGAUUAAAGCCAAGCCGGUGCCUCACUUUGGGGUGCCCUUCAAGCCAAAGCCCACAGAGCCAAGACAGGUGGAACUGUGCCCCUUUUCCUUCGACUCCCGGGACAAAGAGAGGCUGCUCCAGAAAGAGAAGAAAAUUGAAGAGCUUCAGAAAGAAGAGGUCCCCAAGUUCAGAGCUCUCCAGCUGCCCCAUUUUGAUAACGUCAGCUUGCCAGAGAAGAAGGUGAAGAGUCCCACCAAGCCAGAGCCCUUCCAGCUGGCAGUGGACAAGCGUGGGGCGUUGCGGCAAGAAAUGUGGCAGCAACAGUUACAUGAAGAGCUGAAGAGGCAGAAGGAGGCUGCCUCUUUCAAGGCACAGCCUUGCAUUGUGGUCAAGCAGGAGCCCUUUGUACCAAAGAAGGAGUGCAAGACCCUUAUAGAGGCUCUUUCUGAUUCUGCAGCUCCCGAGGGCUUUGAGCUGGCGACCGAGGAGCGCGCCCGAAAGCGGCAGGAGUAUGAGAAGCGCCAGGCCGAGCAGGAGGCCCUGAAGGCACAACUCCAAGAAGAAGCGAGGCGCAUUGAGGAGGAGCGGGAGAAAAAGGAGGUGGCCAGACUCAGAGAAGAGAUGGUGCACAAGGCCAACCCCAUCCGGAAAUACCAGACUGUGGAAGUCAAGGGCAGCGAUCAGCCACUGACUGUCCCCAAGUCUCCGAAGUUCUCUGACCGAUUCCACCGUUGACGAGACACCACCACCCUCCGCCCCAAAUGCCCCUCUGCCCAGGAAAUAAGAGGACCUCCUUCCUUGCCCUUGGACUGUUAACUGGCUGCCUUCAUACAGACGUUUCUCUCUUAAAACUGCCACUGGCCAGUUUUUGUUAUGUCUCCAUUUUGUGGAUUAAGUAUUCUGACUAUGUUCCUUUCCAGACUGUGUUUGCAUUUUAGAGUGACUCGUGUUUUUUUUUUCAGAGGAACCUUGUUAUUUUUAUCUUGACUAUUGUAUACCUAAAAGUAAAUAAAGUGUUCUUACUGGGCAUGCUUCCCUCUGCCCCUUGGGAGGGCGAGGUGUCGUUUUUCUGUAUGGAACCAUGUCCCUUUGCAGACCCUGUGUGCAUUUUAGAGUGACUUGUUUUUUUCCAGAGGAACCUUGAUAUCUUAAUGUUGACUAUUGUAUAUUUGAACAAAAAUAAAGUGUCUUUUACAGGGCAGGCUUCCUUCUGCCCCUUGGGAAGGCGCAAGGUGCCGUUUUUCUGUUUCCCUACCAAGUAUGAAACCCUGCCCCUGCCCGCACUUCUCACCCCUCCGCUCCCCCUCUGUAAAUAACUUCUCUUGGCUUCGGAUUGCCGCGCUGAGAGCUCCUUCGUGUUUCUGUGUGACCCUCUCAUUUCCUGGCCUAAGUGCCCCUGCCUCACCUGCUGGGUCUGAUCAAGGGACCAAGUUUUAAAAUAAACUUUUAUGUGGCUGUUACAUAAA
Messenger RNA from Anolis sagrei ordinatus, 3083 nucleotides. The record is from RefSeq and is a predicted model, not a curated record. NCBI's taxonomy places the organism in Eukaryota, Metazoa, Chordata, Lepidosauria, Squamata, Anolidae.